This is a messenger RNA of Rosa rugosa (rugosa rose), 1023 nucleotides long. RefSeq names its product mitochondrial metalloendopeptidase OMA1-like. Gene Ontology annotation, cellular component: membrane. The transcript has 4 exons. The coding region runs from base 1 to 1023 and encodes 340 amino acids. Gene Ontology annotation, molecular function: metalloendopeptidase activity. The record is from RefSeq and is a predicted model, not a curated record. NCBI's taxonomy places the organism in Eukaryota, Viridiplantae, Streptophyta, Magnoliopsida, Rosales, Rosaceae.
AUGAGAUCUGUGGUGAGAGCUGUCAACCAUCCGAUUGAAAUCGGACAAUAUUACCACGGUGAGGAUCGUUACCGCUCUGGCCGGUUCAGGACGAGGUGGCACGGCUGGUGCUCCUGGGUUAGGGCAGAUCAUAGGAGGCUGUGGGCUGCGCGUUUUUUGGGUUCUGGGGUUUUCGUUGCCGUGUGUUUGGGCAGGUUUGAGACUAUUCCCUACUCAAAACGAAACCACUUUGUGAUUUUGAGAAGAGAGUGGGAGAAGAUGCUGGGGGAGUACACAUUUGAGGAGAUGAAAAAAGAGAAGACUACAGGCAGCAUAUUGUCUGAUAGAUACUUGCAAACCAGGCGUGUUAGGCGCAUUGCCAAUGAAAUAACUCAGGCAUUGAUGAGAGGUAUAAGUAGGGAGGAUAAAGAGAAGGGGCGUCGGUGGUGGCGAGGCUCUAGAGUCGCCACUUCGCAUUUGGAUGGUUUGAAGUGGGAGAUCUAUGUAGUGGAUCAGCCUAUUAUCAAUGCAUGUUGCUUGCCCGGCGGCAAGAUUGUGGUCUUCACAGGGUUGCUUAGGCAUUUUAAAAGUGAUGAGGAGAUAGCUACGAUACUUGGUCAUGAGUUUGGGCAUGCUGUGGCUCGACAUACUGCAGAGACCAUUACAAACUACAUGUGGCUUGUAAUCCUGCAACUGAUUUUCUUUCAAUUUUUUAGCGGUGCGGUUGCUGCACACUCAUUCGACAAAUUGUCAAACCUUUUAUUUAGUCUUCCUUUUUCCCGAAGGAUGGAAAUGGAGGCGGAUCACAUUGGGCUGUUGUUGCUUGCUUCUGCCGGGUAUGAUCCUAGGGUUGCUCCAGGUGUGUACCAGAAGCUUAAGCUUGCUGGUGAAACUCCAAACCAGAAAGAUUAUCUUUCUACCCAUCCAACCGGGAAAAAGAGAGCUGAAAAGCUGGCUGAAGCUAACGUCAUGAAAGAAGCACUCUCUAUAUACCAGGAUGUACAAGCAGCACGUGGGGGCCGUAGAGGUUUUCUUCGAAGAUGA